Molecule: messenger RNA, 2521 nt
Organism: Papilio polytes (common Mormon)
Lineage: Eukaryota; Metazoa; Arthropoda; Insecta; Lepidoptera; Papilionidae
Product: spermatogenesis-associated protein 20
Exons: 7
Coding region: 122-2521 (799 amino acids)
Biological process (GO): carbohydrate metabolic process
Source: RefSeq, a predicted model, not a curated record
CGUCAUUAUUAUUUUGUUUUUGUAUUUUGUCAAUUUUAUCAAAUUAGUGCGAUAAAUUCAUGUUAUAAAAUACUUUCAGGCUUACUGCGCCAAACAGUAUCCUUAAAAACUGUUCUUUAUUAUGCCUAAUGGUCGUGCCGUAUUGUUGUUACGACGUUUGUCGACGGGUGAUAAUAAAUUAAAGAAUCUAAAUUUGAAUCAAAGCACAAAUAAAGAACCUCUGCUUUGCCACAACAGAGAUUUCAGCUCGAAUAAAAGAUUGGCAACAUUUGGUCAUAAUUUGUGCACUGUUAAACUCACUAGAAGCUACAGUGAUAAUAUAAUUAAAAUGUCUAAUACAAAUAUUGAAUCUGCAACAGCAGAAAAACCUAAAUACACUAAUCAGCUUAUUACUGAAAAGUCACCAUACUUACUGCAACAUGCACACAAUCCUGUGCAAUGGUAUCCUUGGGGAGAUGAAGCUAUUGAAAAAGCUAAAAAAGAGAAUAAACUCAUAUUUCUCUCUGUUGGUUACUCUACUUGCCAUUGGUGCCAUGUUAUGGAAAAAGAAUCAUUUGAAAACGAAGAUGUGGCUAAAGUAAUGAAUGAAAAUUUUGUCAACAUCAAGGUUGAUAGAGAGGAGAGGCCGGACAUAGACCGUGUGUAUAUGUUGUUUGUUAUGGCCACAACAGGCAGUGGCGGCUGGCCAAUGUCCGUUUUCUUAACACCAGAUUUAAAACCAAUAACAGGAGGCACCUAUUUUCCUCCUGAAGACCGUUGGGGGCGCCCUAGCUUUAAGAGUGUUUUACUAUCAUUGGCUAAGAAAUGGAAAGAGAACACUGCCCAAUUUGUUGAUGCCAGUCACAAUAUAAUGGAAGCACUGCAAAAAAUAUCUCUGGUUAAUGUUGAUUCAACUGUGGCGGUACCCGGAGAGGCUACAUGGAAUAAAUGUGUCCAAAGAUAUAUUUCUAUUUAUGAACCACAUUUUGGAGGUUUUGGUUUAGCACCAAAGUUUCCACAAGCGUCUAUAUUUAACUUCCUAUUUCAUUUUUAUGCUCGCGAUAAAUCUGACUCUGAAGGUAAAAAAUGUCUUGAUAUGUGCCUUCAUACUUUGACGAAAAUAGCCAAUGGUGGCAUUCAUGAUCAUGUAUCAAGUGGAUUUGCUCGAUAUUCAGUGGAUAAUGAUUGGCAUGUGCCACAUUUUGAGAAAAUGCUGUAUGACCAAGCUCAAUUGAUGGUGGCAUACACUGAUGCAUAUUUAGCUACUAAGGAAGAAUUUUAUGCUGAUGUAGUUCGUGAUAUAAUCAAGUAUGUGAAUAGAGAUCUGAGACAUGAAUCUGGUGGUUAUUAUAGCGCAGAAGAUGCUGAUUCCUAUCCUUUUGAAGGUGCUCAACAUAAGAAAGAAGGAGCAUUCUGUGUCUGGGAAUUCGAUGAACUUAAAUCACUUCUUGAUGAUAAGAAAGUAAAUGAGACAUCUUACUUUGACAUAUUCUGCGAAUACUACAGUGUGGAAGAAGAUGGGAACAUUUCAUUGGAAAGUGAUCCUCAUGGUGAAUUGAAAAAUAAAAAUGUGCUGAUUGUGUACAGCGGUAAAGAAGAAACUAUGACCAAGUUUAAACUCACUUCAGAACAAUUUGAGGAAGCAAUUUCUUAUUGUAUUAAUAUAUUGUAUGAGGAACGUCAAAAAAGACCUCGACCCCAUUUGGACACUAAAAUGCUUUGUUCAUGGAAUGGGUUGAUUAUAGCUGGUUUAGCUCAAGCAGGCCAGGGGCUAGGGGAGAAGAGCUAUGUGGAUGAUGCUAUUAAAACAGCAAACUUCAUAAAGGAACAUUUGUAUGAUCCAUCCAAGAAGACUUUAUUACAUUCUUGUUACAGAGGUGAAGAUGGAGCCAUUGCUCAAACUAAAGAACCAAUACAAGGAUUUUUAGAUGAUUAUGCAUUCCUAAUUAAAGGUUUGCUUGAUUUAUAUGAAGCUUCUCUCGAUCUUUACUGGCUGAAUUGGGCGCGUGAAUUGCAGUACAAACAGAAUGAACUCUUCUGGGAUAAUACAAACGGUGGUUACUUUACUUGUUCUACUGAUGACGAUACUGUGGUACUAAGGCUUAAAGAAGAUCAAGAUGGCGCUGAGCCUUCAGGUAACAGCGUGUCGUGUCACAACCUGCAGCGUGUGGCGGCGUACGCGGACAAGAGCGAAGCCCCCGAGGGCGGGGACGUGGAGCGCGACAUGGCCAAGCGCCUGCUCGCCGCCUUCGCCAAGCGACUGAACGCCACGCCCACAGCACUGCCGGAGAUGAUGUCCGCACUCAUGUUCUACAAUGAUUCACCCACACAGGUGUUGAUAAGCGGCGCGUGCUCGGACCCGCGCACGCUGGCGCUGGUGCGCGCGGUGCGCUCGCGGCUGGUGGCGGGCCGCGUGCUCGCCGUCGCCGAGCCGGACUCGCCCGCCGGUAUGUCCGACAUACUGCUAAGCCGCAUCAAGUGCAGCGAGGUGCCGACGGCGUACGUGUGCCGGCGCUACGCCUGCUCUGUGCUGAACCCUUAA